AUGAACUUCUUUUUCCCUGCAAAUAAAACUAACCAAACAGUGAACCUUGAAAGCGUGCAAGAUGACAAAGUGACAAUUAACAUAUACCUGGACGAAGCAUACACACACAGUGGUGAUGUGUUCAAAGCCUCCUUUGAAUUAAUCGGGCCUAUGAAACACAUAGGGAAUAUAAAAAUAGACUAUGUCGUUUUGUAUUUAUAUGGAUUGUAUAUAUUUAACGAGGAAGCAAUAACUGUUUGUGCUACUAGCCAAAUUGUUGAGAAACAAGAAAAUAUUAACUUACCUUUUUAUGGAACCGAUCAAACAAAUGAACAGAAAUAUUUAUUGUUCUAUUCUAAUCCAAUAAUUCUAUGCACAGAUAUGAAUUUUACCAAAUCCAAUGAAACUUUUUACUACCACCUUAAUUGUAUUUUUCCUCCCUUUCUUCCCCCUUCAUAUAGCGGGAAAAACAUAAAAUUUAAAUAUUGCAUGUACGUGCAGGCAGUUAAGAGAUUAUAUAUAAAUAGAACCCAAUUUGUAACAAAAAAAUAUGAACACCACGUCCCUUUACAUCUGCUAAGCUCAAAGUAUACCAAUUCACCUGUGCUAGACUUUUCCUUAUACCCAAUCAAACCCCAUAACCCCCGCAAUCCCCACCUGGAAAGGAAUAAAACUAGCCAAAGGGAUACUGCAUAUGAGUAUCUUUAUCACAACUUCCAUGUUACACUUUACGAAAGCAGUUCGAGCGGUUCGAGCGGCUCUAGCGGCCCAAGAAAACAAAACGAAGAACGACAAAAUGAAAACCCAUCAAGUCGUCAUGCACUUGAGAAAAGAACAUUUAACGCGUCCCAUAUCCCAUCUUACUUGUACAACAAUGUCAAUAAGAGCCGAUUGGAUUCACUUGUUUGCAUUUACAAUAUUGCAUGUCAGAGAAGAGAAGACUCCUCCCUUUUCAUGCUUAACUAUAUCCUUUAUAACUAUAGCUACUUUUACUUUUUGCAUCUGUUUCUGUAUCUGGCACAUCACUAUGAUUACUACACCAAUGAACUUGUUCCCUCUGUGGGAGAUGCCAAAAACGUUGGUAGUUUUAAUGCCUUCUUGCAUGUUCUUCUCGCAUGCUACAGGGAUCAGUUGGUGGAAUCCACUGCAUCUAGAGGGGCGCUGACAACCACACCAUCUGAACAAUCGUCAUAUGUGCCUGUGUUGCCUCUAUUUGCCUCACACAUAGGCGAUGCGCACAAGGGAUUAGAACCCACAACUAACCAAAAAAAAGAAACCGGAAAAAAUAGCAACAAAAAAAUAUAUCACCAAUACGCAACGCAAGGGGAAAAAUCAGCUGACCAGUCAGGCGAAAUGAUGGGCGAAAAAUCAGCUAACGAGUCAGGCGAAAUGACGGGCGAAAAAUCAGCUAACGAGUCAGGCGAAAAGUUGGGCGAAAAAUCAUCUGACCAGUCAGGCGAAAUGACGGGCGAAAAAUCAGCUGACCAGUCAGGCGAAAUGACGGGCGAAAAAUCAGCUGACCAGUCAGGCGAAAUGACGAGCGAAAAAUCAGCUAACGAGUCAGGCGAAAAGGACGCGCAUGUUGAUCAUGAGGAGUUGCUAAAAGAGCUAUACACACACGAGGGAGAUGUCCAUUUCGAUGGUCUGGUCGACCAAUUCUUUCUCAAGAGCGACGACAAGGAUCUGCAAAAUUUUUACCUCAGUAACUAUAACAAUUUCGUCUUUAAUGAUAUGAAAUAUGAACCCAUACGAUGGUAUGAUAAUUUAGUUCUUGGCAAGUCACCCAAUGUUCAUAAUGCGUCCCCUGAUGAGGAAGACGUUUUGAACAUCUAUUUGGAAACGACAGAUUCUGCAUCAACUUCAGAUGUAUGCGAUGAAGAAGACAAUGUUCCUAAUUCAGAGACGAAGAAUGAGUACUUGUCAAGACCAUUGAACAAAGAAGAUCAUGUAGUUCAAAUGUCAAAGGGAGGGGUAAUGGAUUUAACUCAAGGAAAUACAAAGGAUAAAUUGGGAAAAAUCACCAAAAUGGAUAUAAUGCAAAGUGCCGAUCUGUCAGAAGAAAAGGUGAAUAAUAGCACAGCGACAAAUAACCAACUCUUCCCCUUCGAUGAGAUGUAUGCCAAAGCGGACACCAUCAUCAAGUGCAUGCACGAAAGAAACCUGUUUAGACGUAUGUAUAAACGUAAGAUAAAACCACACUGUGCAUCAUACUGUAUAUCACCGUACAUGACACACGACACUUCCGACACGUUAGUAUCUGAAUGGGAUGAAGAAAAAGAAAAGAUGGCUAUUACAAAUGGCACUUCAAAAAAUGUGUAUCGCAUAAAUUCCAAUGGGAAAAGUAUAUGUUUUAUUACUUUAACAGAUGGAGUGAAUAACAAAAUAAAAAAUUCGUUCUCAUAUGGCAGCACUGUGAAUGUAAACUUUGAUUUUAGACGCGCAGAAAUAUAUACUGUUCAUGUAGAUGUGUAUUUAAAACGGGUUGAAAAAUUAAAAGUAAACACGAAUUAUUUGAUUUUGAAUAAGAAUAAAAUAUAUGAUGAAAAUGAUAUCAUAAAUGAGGGAUAUUCAUCUGUCGAUUCAAAUGAAACAUCUUACCAUCUCAUCUCAAAUUAUAAACUAGUAGCUCAGCAAAGUAUCUCUACUAUGCAGUGUUCAUUAAAAAAUGUUGCUUUUGUUUUGAACGAAGAAAUAAUUCCUGCUUUCAGAAAUAACAUAGUUAAGAUUGAUUAUUUGAUUGACUUCAAUUUCUUUUGCCUUCCAAAGGGAAUGGAAGCACAUCACAAUUCUUAUUUUCGGUUUCUAUCCCAUAAAGAAUUUUUCAAUGGUGACAAUGUCAAUGAUAACAACAAUAAUGAUGAAAGUGAUGAUGGAAACAUGUGCAAUUUCACCUUUCGUAUUCCUCUUCACAUCACAGAAAGAACGCAUGACUUUUACCCAAAUGAUGCCAACACUAACCUUGCUUAUCAGCAGAAACUGAAUCCACAGUGCUCUAGAAACCAACUACUUCUGCACAACAGCCACAAGUUUAUGUACACGGAUAGGAGAUAUUUCGUGCGCACCUUAAAAAUAUGA
This is a messenger RNA of Plasmodium gonderi, 3054 nucleotides long. RefSeq lists its product as hypothetical. The coding region runs from base 1 to 3054 and encodes 1017 amino acids. The record is from RefSeq and is a predicted model, not a curated record. NCBI's taxonomy places the organism in Eukaryota, Apicomplexa, Aconoidasida, Haemosporida, Plasmodiidae. Gene Ontology annotation, biological process: retrograde transport, endosome to Golgi. The transcript has a single exon. Gene Ontology annotation, cellular component: Golgi membrane; Ric1-Rgp1 guanyl-nucleotide exchange factor complex.